GCGGUGCGGUUGCCAAAGUCAAAAUGAAGCGAAUUAUAAUAAAUCUAAUUGUGAUACUCUUAGCACAACAAUUCUCUGCUGCUGCAGCUUUUGGUGACGAGACUUGUGAACUAAACCGAGAAAUGGAACAUCAGUGUCGCAGUUAUACUUACUCCGUUGUUAAGCCUAUGCUAGAUUACUUGCGUCAAGUGGGCGAAGAUUUAUUGAAAAGUGAAUCGAAAGAUAGAAUCAUUAAGGAGCUGAGAGAAAAAUUAGUUCAGCAGGAAAUGAAUGAUGCCUUGAUAAAAGAAUUACGAUCUGAAAUCGAUUUUCAAAAGAGAAUAGAUAGUUUAUCUACAAAUUCAAAAUUAAUUGAGAACUAUGCAAAAUGCAAGGACGAAUUAGCGAGUAAAUCCAUUAAAUUGGGAAUAUUAGAUGCUCAACUGAGCAAAUUAAAUUCUAAAGAAAUUACAAAGAUUAAUACCAGCAAGAAUGAUAAGUCAGAAUUUGAAGAUCUUAAAGUAAAAAUGGUAGAUAAAUCUAACAAACUGGAAGUUUGUGAGGUUCAAUUAAUGAAGCUAAACGCUAGUCUUAUUGAAAAGGAUAAAAGUAUUUCGAUAUAUAUGCAGAGAUCUACAAUGUGUCAGAAUAAAAACAAAAAGAUUGAGUUACAAUUAAAGGACAGGGAAACAAAGUUAGUAGACAAAGAAAAUUAUCGGCAAAUGUGUCAAGCAGAAAUUGACAAAUUAAAUAAAACAGUUUACAAUAAUAUUCCAUCGAGUUGCUUUCCCUAUGCGGAAAAUCCCGGGGUUCAUAAAAUCGAGGUUUCUGGAUUUGGUUUCAUCAAUGUUGUAUGCAACAGUCAGAUAGCUGGUCCUGGUUGGAUAGUCAUACAACAGCGAGUUGGUGGGAGUGAGAGUUUCGAUAGGGAUUGGGCCACCUAUCGCAAAGGUUUCGGAUCCAUGGAUAGCGAUUUUUUCCUUGGAUUGGAGAAAAUCCAUCGUCUGACGAAUUCGCGCCGCCAUGAGUUGUAUCUGCACUUGGUUGCAAGAGAUGACACCAAAUUCUACACCCGUUACGACGAUUUUAAAAUAUCUGAUGAAGACACUGGAUAUGCACUUAGCUUGGGUAAAUUUGAAGGAAACGUUGUCGAUGUUUUCAGCUACCAUGAACAUAUGAAAUUUUCAACAUUCGAUCGCGACAAUGAUAUGGCAACUUUCAAUUGUGCUUCUGUUCUUAAUUCUGGCUGGUGGUACAAAUCAUGUGUUUCUUGUAACUUAAAUGAUUUAUGGGACCGUCUACGAUGGACCUCAUUGGAGCUUAAAGAAGCUAAGAUGCUUAUACGCCCCAAGUUGUAGGGGAAACAUUCAAUUAAAGAUCAU
Drosophila nasuta is the source of this 1361-nucleotide messenger RNA. Its product is annotated as angiopoietin-related protein 7-like. NCBI's taxonomy places the organism in Eukaryota, Metazoa, Arthropoda, Insecta, Diptera, Drosophilidae. The transcript has 3 exons. Bases 24 to 1337 code for a protein of 437 amino acids. The record is from RefSeq and is a predicted model, not a curated record.